AUUACAUGAUUAAAACUCAAGAGGCUUCAUCCACAUCACACAAGUAGCAGUUGCCCAGCCCAUACACUGCCGUCACGAAUCCAACGGAUUGAAGGGUACAAGGCGCUGGCGGGGCUCUUCAACACAAACAAGGAAGAGAUAUCACGUGCACUGGUUACAGUGGAAAUCAUUCCGUCAGUUCAUCGUUGGCUCUUGGUUGCUGUGUCCAGGAAGACAACAUUAUACGGCGUUUAAGCAGUGCCACAUGGUUCUGCUUCGGCACAUAUCCAUCGCCCUAACCGCCGCGGUGGCUGCCUUCGGGUCCGCGCUGUUUAUCGCCUUGAAUUAUUUCUACAGAAGGCGAAUAUGGUCUCCCGAAGCGGAAUAUUACAUGAUAAAAGAGGAGCACGAGGAGCGUGGAAAGCGCCAGGUGCUUGUCCUUGGCCUAGACGGUGCUGGGAAGAGCAGUAUCCUGCAGGGGCUGACAGCUGGAGACGGGGGCAAGAGAGGGCACUGCCGCCCCACCAGGGGCUUCAACUUUAUGAGCCUCAGUGCUCCUGCCUGUCAGCUGGAUUUCCUUGAGAUUGGAGGGGGUGAGGAUUUGCGUACGUACUGGACCGAGUACCUGAGGAAGACGCAUGUCCUGGUGUACGUGGUUGACUCCUCUGACAGAAAACGUCUCCCACAGGCCAAGGCUGAGCUGCAUCGCCUUCUCAGACUGGAUUCACAACUUCCUGUGGUGGUCCUGGGAAACAAACAGGACAAGCACAACGCCAUGAGUGUGUCGGAGCUCCAUGAGGCCCUGUCUCUGGGGGCGGUGGCUGACGAUAGGAGGCUGUUCCUCCUGGCUGCCCAGCUGGGCUCAGACGACCUGAUUGUCUCCCGCAAUCUGCAGGCCUUCCAAGACCUGAUCCUACAGCUCGUUUGAUUCCCUAGGACAGGAUGAGUUGAACUGGGGGUUGACCAUGCAGGUGGGAUGGGGGAGAGGCCCAUGGGUGAGCCCGUGUAUCUCCAGAUUGUCAAUUCCCCUCACCCCAAAAAGUUGCUCUUGAAUCUCUGGACCAAUCAGAAUGAAGCAAAUGCAGGUACCACAACAGCUGGCAGUGGUCCGUAGUUUUUUGGCAAGCAGUCAGCAACAGUGAAAUACAGUGGGGCAAAAAAGUAUUUUAGUCAGCCACCAAUUGUGCAAGUUUUCCCAAUUAAAAAGAUUAGGCCUGUAAUUUUCAUCAUAGGUACACUUAAACUAUGACAGA
Oncorhynchus mykiss (rainbow trout) is the source of this 1232-nucleotide messenger RNA. NCBI's taxonomy places the organism in Eukaryota, Metazoa, Chordata, Actinopteri, Salmoniformes, Salmonidae. The record is from RefSeq and is a predicted model, not a curated record.